Molecule: messenger RNA, 1343 nt
Organism: Closterium sp. NIES-67
Lineage: Eukaryota; Viridiplantae; Streptophyta; Zygnematophyceae; Desmidiales; Closteriaceae
Source: the annotation of a GenBank genome assembly
GAGGCGCUGCUGGCUGGGGGUUUCAAGAAGAGUGAGUGUGACCCCAGCCUGUUCCUGCUGCAGGAGAAGGACGAAAUCCUCAUGCUCUUGGUGUAUGUGGAUGAUAUCCUUCUCUUUUCUGCAUCAACUGCUUUGCUGGACAGCGCAGAGCAGAUGCUGGAGAUGCAGUUCAAGUGCUCCAAGAUGGGUGAGGUGAAGUACUACCUGGGGAUGCAUGUGGAGAGAGAUGUGGAGAAGGGUGUGCUGAGGUUGCACCAGAGGAAGUACUGUGAGGGGCUGGCUGAAAAGUAUGGGCUGCAAGAUGGGGGAAAGCCAGCAACACCACUACCUUCGGGGUUUACUGUGGAGCCAUGUGCUGAUGAGGAGGUAGUGGGUGAGAGUGACAGGAAGCUGUUUCAUUCGAUGGUUGGGUCGCUGAAUUAUGCUGCAAAUCAUACACGGCCUGACAUUGCAUUUGCUACAUCACGACUGGCUAGCGUGGUCUCACGCCCUAGUCAUGAGCAGCUGGAAGCGGCCAAGAGGUUGGUCCGCUAUGUGAGUGCUACGGCAUCAGUGGGAUUGGAGUACAGUGGAAUGAGGCAGCGGUUGCAGAGAGGUGCUGCAGAUGUGAAGAGUGGUGAGAUGCUCUUGAGUUGCUAUACUGACGCUAGCUUCAACUCAGUGAAAGCGGAUGGCACCAGCAUUGGGGGUUAUGUGUGCUUGCUGGGAGGUGGUGCUGAGGAGCCGACAGUUGUGUUCUGUGACAAUGAGUCUGCAGUGAAGCUGGCCAAGAAUGCUUGUCUGCAUGGGCUGACAAAACACAUAAGGCCUAAGUGGCAUUGGGUGAGGAGAAUCCUUGAAAAGGAGGUGCGGCUGGAGAUAGUGAAGACCCAUCAGCAGGCAGCAGAUAUUUUCACUAAGCGUCUGGCGGAGGCGGAUCAUUGGAAGGGCAUGAAGCUUGCUGGGAUGAGUGUGCAUUGAGUAUGCAUGCUUGAGAUGUGGUAUGGUCGAUGAUGGUUGGCAGCCAGAGGGGGAGAUUGUUGUGUGAUGUCAUCAUAUGCUAUCACAUUCUGUCUGCCUCCCAUCCCAUGUUUUUUCAACUUGCAUGUGUGGUUUGAAUGUGCAAGCAUUUGUGUGGUGUGUGUUCUGGAGUUUGGGAAUGUGUUCUGUGUUAUUUUUUGUUUGAGCAGGUAUUUGUGAUGAUAGAUCUUGAGAAGAUCUUUCUGACGCAACAAGAAUCGCUUCAAUCGGAGCAAGAACGCGAAAGCUAUGAAGAUUCAAAGUUCAUGAGCUUGCGUUACAAUUGCGGCGGUUACUAAGUGAAGUUGUGGGGUGACUUUAUAUGGAGUUGGGACCUUUGGGGU